Brachypodium distachyon (stiff brome) is the source of this 1227-nucleotide messenger RNA. RefSeq lists its product as uncharacterized. Gene Ontology annotation, cellular component: chloroplast thylakoid membrane. Lineage: Eukaryota; Viridiplantae; Streptophyta; Magnoliopsida; Poales; Poaceae. The coding region runs from base 70 to 924 and encodes 284 amino acids. The record is from RefSeq and is a predicted model, not a curated record. The transcript has 4 exons.
AUUUUUUCCGACGAGCGCGGAUGCUCUUAUCCUUGGAAAUAAGCUCCGGACCUCACUGCCACUUCCACCAUGCUGCUACUCCAUCGCCCCCCACGCCUCCUCCUCCUCUGCCGCCAACGGCUCUCGCUUCACUUCCCCGUCGCCGCUUUCGCCCGCCCCGGCCGCCGCCCUACCGCCCUCCGUGCGGAGCCGGAACCACAAUCGCCGCCGCCCGCUUCCGCGGCUGCGUCCCCGGACACCACCGACGACGGCGGGGAAGAAGGCCCCGUGGAGCUCCGCGCCCCGACGCUCUUCUCCGUCGAUGACAACCCGACCUCGCUGCAGGUCGCCACCAGCGUCCUCCUCACGGGCGCCAUCUCCGUAUUCCUCUUCCGCUCCCUCCGCCGCCGCGCCCGCCGCGCCAAGGAGCUCAGGGUGCGGUCCGGCGGGUUGGAGAAGCCCAAGAACCUGAGCGAGGAGGCCCUGGAGGCAUUGAGGAUGGUGAGCACCUCGCCGGUGGAGACCGAGAAGCCGCCUUCGCCCGUGCAGGCGCUUCUGGGCGGGAUCGCCGCGGGGGUCAUCGCGCUCUUCCUCUAUAAGUUCGCCACCACCAUCGAGGCUUCGCUCAACCGGCAGACCAUCUCCGACAAUUUCUCGGUUCGUCAGAUAACAGUAACGAUAAGAACGAUUAUAAAUGGAAUUUGCUACCUAGCAACUUUUGUGUUUGGAAUCAACGCGGUGGGAUUGAUACUGUAUUCCCUACAGCUUACCUUUAAUUCUAUCAUGGACGAUGAUGACUCCAGUAGCUCCCCUGUGGAGAAAAUCAGUGAGCAGUCCAACACAAUUGCUUCAUCUAGUAGCUCGACUGGUUCAACAAGUGACACGGAAUCAGACAAGAGUGACUUGCAACAGAUCUCGGACAAGAGUAAAAACUCAACGGAGUAGCUGGAUCCGGCAGUUGCAGAAGUUCAAGAGUACAUACAUCGGAUAAACCCUGUGAACAUUCAUUACUUUUCUCACCUUUAGGCUAUACUGUUAUUCUUGAGUGCAAAUAUAGGCUUAUGAGCUUUCAAUUCGGCUAGGAGUGAAAUGUGGACGUUAUUGUUGAGAUGCGUUAAAAUGUGUGCUAGCGAAAUUAUUCAUCCACCGUUUCUGAUUACCUUGUGGGCCCAAAUAUUUCGCCAGAAACUAUAGCUCCACAGGUUUUAUUAGGGAAGAAAUAGUAAUCAAACAGUGGAUUGCAAUGUA